AUGAAGUCGAGACGAACCUACGGCCUGUUCCUGGGUGUCGUCUUCAUAUUGGGCUUAUUGUCCCUCAGAUCGGCCGAGUUCCAAAGUCUUAGGGAGGACUGGCUGAAUACUGCAAAACUGGCUGGGAAAUUGCGAGAGAAAGGUCUCAAAUUAUCGGCAGAUACGUUGUUCAAUACCCAUACGGCUGGGCAUUAUUGUGUCAAACCAAACGUUACGUCCAAGGAACAUGCUCUCGAUCGACCCCAAAGGAUUCGGACCGAAGAAAUCCAGACAUACAUCAAUGCGAUCGUCAACCCCGGCGACAACUCCACCUUUAAUCAGCUUCAGUGUCCCCACACCAUCGGAUCGCGAUAUGAUAUACUCCUCGUACCGGACUACACACGUAAUGGGAAGAAGCGAUACUUCUUUGCACUGGAUCUUUACCAAGCCAUUGGCGUUUUACCCCGACUCAUGGGUAGCAUUAUCGAAGCAAUGGUUUUCCUUGGGCCAGAAUACUGCGUCUUAUCAAUCGUUGAGGGCCGUUCAGACGACGGCACAUGGGACAUCCUUAAUGCGCUGAAAUAUUCUGUCGAAAAGCUUGGAGCGGAGUUCCAUCUCGAAGUGGAUGGGGCAAAUCCCAAAGCGAAAGGCGUGGACCGAAUUGAGGCACUGUCAAGGCUACGAAAUAUGGCGCUGGCGCCACUUAUGUGUGGAUCCAGGGCAGAGCGCAAACAAUAUGCCAAAGACUCCAUCAUUAUCUUCAUAAAUGACGUUGCAUUGUGCCCGGAAGAUAUCCUUGAGCUACUGUUUCAGCACGUUACCCAGUCGGCUCACAUGACGUGUGCCUUUGACUGGCAGGACAGUGGUAAUUGCUUCUACGAUAGCUGGGUCUCUCGCUCUCUGGCGGGUAAUACCUUCUUCGAUAUUCCUCGGGACAAGUGGGACUACAAAGACUUCCUUUUCUUCGACGAUCCACCGAGCAAGAAGCGCUAUGAGGCCUUUCUUCCGUUGCAGGUUUACUCCUGCUGGGGAGGGAUGGCCACCAUUGAUGCGGCACCGUUCCUGCAGAGAAAGCUCAAGUUCAGGGCUUCCGAAGAGGACGAGUGCUAUGCUGGGGAGCCGGCAUUAUUGGCAAAGGACUUGUGGCGCAUGGGCAUGGGCAAGAUUAUGGCGGUGCCGACGGUCAAUGUUGCGUACAGCGAUUACGAGGCCAGGGGCACCAAGGCAGUUCGGGGCUAUGUGGCCGACCAUGUCAACGCAACGGUGGCUGCUUCAGGAGAUGAGUUGAUUCCAUGGCAGACUGAACCUCCUGGUAUGGUCAAGUGCCUGCCUGAUUUCAGUAAGCCUUCAUGGACCAAGCCAAUAUAG
Penicillium pulvis is the source of this 1347-nucleotide messenger RNA. Its product is annotated as glycosyltransferase family 69 protein. Lineage: Eukaryota; Fungi; Ascomycota; Eurotiomycetes; Eurotiales; Aspergillaceae. The record is from RefSeq and is a predicted model, not a curated record. The coding region runs from base 1 to 1347 and encodes 448 amino acids. The transcript has a single exon.